Molecule: messenger RNA, 40017 nt
Organism: Hydractinia symbiolongicarpus
Lineage: Eukaryota; Metazoa; Cnidaria; Hydrozoa; Anthoathecata; Hydractiniidae
Exons: 20
Coding region: 193-39801 (13202 amino acids)
Biological process (GO): homophilic cell-cell adhesion
Cellular component (GO): plasma membrane
Molecular function (GO): protein binding; calcium ion binding
Source: RefSeq, a predicted model, not a curated record
GUCAAACCAAGCAUCAUUCAACUCUUGCAUUGCAUGCUAAGGUGUUGUGUGUAUGACUUACAGCUCUGAAAAAGAGACGUAUCGAAUUCGAAAAGAAUCAUUAUUAGACCAUAUUAGAAAUAAAAAUUUAGAAAUUUAGUAUUGUAAUAUUAUUAUGAGAGUAAGGUAACAUUGGAAAAGUAAUCGAUUAAAAUGAUGGAACGGAAAAAGUUUAUUUUCUGUUUUGUCUUACUAUCAAUUCUGCUGAAAACUCAAAGCUUUCCAGAAAUCGGUUUUCAUGUUCAUUUACAGAAUUUAAUAAGUGCCACCAGUGGUUGGACGAAACUUAGUGGUUGGGAAGUCCCAGCAGGAACCAACGGUCCAUACAACAUCGACGCAGAUUUAACAACCAGUGAUGUCAGCAUACCAAUAACUGCUAUCUAUUUCGUCUCUGCCAGUGUGUCCGUCAGUAACAUAGACAACGGGAAGUUUACCUUCGCGUUAAUAGUGAACGGUGAUACGGAAGACACAAAAAUAGGGCUGAAAAGCUCUUUGGAACAAUAUUUUGGUACUAGGCACACUCUUGCUAUUUCCGGUUUCGUAAAGCUAUAUGCCGGUGAAACUGUCUCCAUCCAAUUACAUUCAAGUACUGAUGGCAGUUACGUUAUCGAGCGAGCUUCCAGCUUCAGUUUCCACAACAUUGGUCCACCAGGGUCAGUACCAGCUUAUUUAGCACAAGUGAGAGAUGACACCCCUUUCAACAGCGACUCCGUUAUAAAGCCUUGGAUAACGGAAGGAAGAGCGAAGCUUUACCGAAGUUUAUCUGGAUUUCAAAAAACAGAAGGAAAAUUCCUAACCAUUUGCGACGGAGCUUACAUGAUUACUACGAACAUCAUGAUCAGGGUAGAUGCAGCGGGUUAUUAUCAACUAGCUGUAACUUUCGAUGGAAAGGAAAGUACGCUUGCUGAUGUCACAAUUACACAAGCAAACAGAGUUGCUACGCUUAAUAUCUACCAAGUCUUCAAGUGGACAAAGGGGAUGGUUAUAGAGUUAAAGUUAAAAAGUAGUACAGGCCGGCCAGUUACAGUACUACAAUCCAGUUCUUGGUCUAUGGGUUUCAUCGGAGAAACAAAUGCAGCUUUUAGAGAAUUUUCUAGCUUUUUUACACACAAUCAAUCAUUUCCCUCGACUGGCGGCUUUAUCAUAAACAGGGUUCUUAGUGUUGAUCUUGCAACGCUCGAGAACAACUUAAAAACGCCAAACUACUCACCAAAAGGUCAAUUUAUUUCACCCUCAGGCUUGACAUUGAAUCAGUUACAAAGAUUUGAGGUGGGCACAACUGACUUAUUUUACAUCACAGCCAUUCUACACAUAAUUGGACCGGCUUCUGAUCUUCAAGCUGUCAUUGCAGUUAGUAAAGUAGCAGGUGAAGUUGGACCCAACGACGGCGUUAGCGCUAGAUUCACCAAAACUGCAAAUGGAGAUACAUCAGUAACUUUAUCAGGCAUUUUCUUGAUUCAAAGAUCUCAGUUUGUCAGUGUGUUUGUGACAGCAUACGAUGGAAGGGAAUUCACAAUCCAGGAUACGUCAUUUUUGUCUGUUAUCAACAUGCGGUACAUUGUCUCGAGUGUCAGCGCACGAUUAAGCAAUGCUAUCACCAUAGCAUCAUCUGUAUGGCAAGAUCUGCACUCUCAAUGGAGGGUGCAAGGUCAAGGUCUCUACUCGUUCGGCAAAGAUUUCGACAACAUAAAUGGCAAAUUCACUGCCUCACAUAGUGGUAUUCAUUCGGUGCAUGCCAACAUCCAGUUCGUUUUACAAGAUAACGUCAUCGGUACUGCAAAUAACAAAAUCCAUGCCUUGAUGACAAUUGAUGGCAUUGAAGACACUCAAAAUGGCUUUUAUUCAGUCAUUAAUGGCCCAAAGAAGUUUGUCACACUUAAAAUUUUUGGUUUUGUCAAUUUAAGAGCUGGACAAGUCGUUGCCCUUAAAGUAAAAUCUGAUUCUGCGACCACAGCAGAUACCUACAGCUUAUCAGAAAGAACAAGUUUCAGUAUUUCUUAUAUCGGACCUCAGUGGGCAGUACCUAGUUUCUUUGCACAAGUCCAAACGUUUACUGGUGAUACGUAUACCGCUGGAAGCACAGUUCCUGUUCCCUACAACAAGUGGAGUACAACCCCAAUCUUAUCAACAUCACCAUUUCAGACUAACAACCAAUUUAAUAAUUCUGAGUACUUGGCAGACUCAUCCGGAAUUUAUGUUGUGUCUGUUAGUGUUGUAUUUACCUCAAUCACAUGCUCUUCCAGUGGCUUAUUCCAAGUUCAUGGAGUUACGUCGGGAGGUAGCUUUACGUUCAACAAGGAGAUUGGUUUAAAAGAUCAAAGGUUAGUGAGAGGAGGCACAAAUGGUGGCGAAGUCACUUUAUCAUUCUCUUCUGCGGUCCAGCUGCUAGUAGGUGAAAAGGUUGGAGUAAAAAUUCAGGGUGGAGCAGCAUGCUCAUUUACCAUAUCCACCAGAAGUACCUUUUCGCUUGCAAAAUGGAGUGAAACAACAAACCCAAGUGAUAAACCAUUGAAGUAUGUUGGUCUGUUAGCUCGUACAUCGGCUCCUACAACUUAUACAAACACUGGAUGGAAUCAGUUGGGUCAGAACAUCUUGGAUACAUCACGUGGAGUAGAGAUAAGAGGUAACUACAAACCAGGUCUGUUCUUGCUCGGCCAGCAGUACAACAAGCUAAACAGUGAUUUUGACGUUCGAGAACCUGGUAUUUUCUUCAUCUCUGGUUGCAUUCAUCUAUUUAAUGCCGGCUCGUUAAAUGGGCGAUACGAGAUAAGUGUUCAAAUUGACAACCAGGACGUUACCUCUGGCUUGUAUGCUACUGUGACCCAACAAGACAGCUCUAGCAUCUCUUUAACAUUUGCUGGAUCCAUCUACCUGACAUUGGAUCAGAGAGUUCGAAUAGCGGUAAGAGGGUCUGCAGGAUCAUAUGAAUUGAAGGAUGGAACUACAUUCUCUUUGGUCAAGUUGCAACCUGAUUACAAAACACCUGGUGUCAUUUUGGAAGACAACGUUAAUACUCUGACCGCCACAGGCAACUCGUAUGACAUUAACUCGUGGAGUGCAGACAACACAAUGGGACUCACCAUCAGCAACAUUGGAUUUAACGUCGGAAGCUCACAGUAUACUGUUCAACAGGAGGGCAUCUAUGCAGUCGAUAUGAACGUAAUUUUAACCACAACAACAGCAGAUCAAAUCACCUCAAAUAUUUUAAAUGGGACGAACGUUAUUACAUCCUCCGUAAACAGUUUUGGUACUCAAAAAACCUUAACUACAUCAGAAUUACUCUACCUGAGCAAAGGGAGUGUCUUAACAACCAGACUUACCUCCCGCACAGCUGGAAAUUUGAACUCAGCAACGAUGGAUGGAGGAUACUCUGUUUAUUUUAUCAAAUCUGCCAGAGAAGCUAAUGGUGGACACCACGCAAGUCUUAACAACGCCGUCACAUUAUCGCCAAAUGUAUACACUACAGCUACUGGCUGGGAGAAGACUAACAGUAAAUUCUCGAUUGGUGCUGCAGACGCAACAAACGAGAACGUAGUAGUCACUCAGGACGGUAUCUACAUCGUCUCAUUUACGGCUAGAUUGGAAAGUGUAAGUGGUGGCUUUAGAGUUGGUGUGUUCAUAAAUGGUACAGAGUUUCUUCAAGGUCGUAUGCAAAAUACACAAGCAUCUUCCCUACCAGAAUCUAUGGCAUUAUCUCUUGCUAUGGACUUAAAAUAUCAAGACGUCCUAACAUUUAGAGUGUAUUGUGAAGGCUUUCAAGGGCAGCUUAUAUCCGGAACGACACGUUCAGUCUUACGUAUUGACGAACUUGCCUCGAGUAACUUAACCGAAGGUUUAUCGGGCUUCAAAACAACUAAUCAACCAUUUACCAGCGGUGCCAACGCGAUCACUGGUUGGGAUACCAAGAACACUAAAGGAACCUUCCUUGCUAAAAAUGUUUCUAUAACUGAUUCCGGAGCUAUAGUAGUCCUAAGACCAGGCGUGUUCCGUGUAACUAUGGCUAUCAUAGUCAACAAUCUCAUGUCAACAAGAAGGUGGUUUGAAAUCAACACCAAUAUUGGUACUGAGACUGAUUCACUGUCAAACUUGAAAGGACGAACAACAAUCGAUGGAACAAAAAUUGGCACAAUAACCAUAUCUGGGACUGUGACGUUACAAAAAUUCCAAACAUUGUCAUUCAAAAUCUCUUCUCAAUCUGAUGGGUCUUACACUGUUAUGGCGGGUAGUACAUUAUCAAUUGUUGUCAUAGAUGAUAACACUGGACCUGUGUUGUGUGAGGACCUCGGCUUGAAUGUGCAGCGUCUCGAAGGUGCUCGCGUUCCAACACGAUCAAAACAUUCAUUCCAAUGUAAUGUUGUCACCAGUUUAGUCCCAUCAUACCGGUGGUGGAAAAACGGACAGUUAAUAUCCGGUGAAACUAGCAACACACUGUCAUACGACCCAACCGAGAUCACGCAAAGCGGCUCAUACAAGUGCUCUGUGAACUUUUUAUCACUAACUGGAGAAACGAACAAUGCUACUUUGGAGGUUUAUGAUCCAUAUCCCGUGAUCACACCAAAGAACAAUCUUUUUGAGGUGACUGUGCUAGAGAAUCAAGAGCCGAGGCUGUUGGUUGAAACCUUCCUGUUAAGUGCAUAUAAAUUUUUUCCGAAAAAUCAAAAAGCGAAUGUCUCUUUGGUAAUUCUGUCAGGCGAUGACACAAAUGAUCUCGUUGUUAGCGCACCAUCGUCCGACAGCGUACGCUUAAGCACAUUGAAAAAACUUGAUUACGAAAGAAAAUCAACCUACAACCUUUUGCUGCGCGCUACUAAUUUAGAAGAACCUUUAGUCACAGGAAAACCUGGACCUUACAUAAAUGACAUCAACUUCAGAAUUAAUGUACUUGAUGUAAACGACAAUGCACCAAAAUUUGGCCAGUCAUUAUACUCCGUCGACGUGCCCGAAGACUAUCCGUUAGGAGGAUUUAUCGUUGAAACGUUAGCUACAGACCGAGAUGCAGGAGCGAAGAUAACGUACAGUUUGGUUGGUCAGGUGUCAGGGAAUUUGUUUCAGGUCGAUAAUUCCACAGGAAGAGUAACGCUCAAGCAAUCUUUGGACAGAGAGACAAGAGACGUUCAUACUAUUUUUGUUAAAGCAAGUGAUGGUCAGUUCUCAACCGUAGCGGAAGUUGUUGUGAAUGUUAGAGAUGUCAACGACAACCCACCAACGUUCGCCGACACAGGCUUCGAGAUAACUGUAUCGGAAGCUUCGGUUGUCAACAGUGUAAUUGUCAAAAUCAUCGCCACUGAUCCUGAUUUAGGCAACAAUUCUACCUUAAGAUAUUCUAUUCUGUCUGGUAAUGCAGAGAAUCGAUUCGCUCUUGAUUCUGUAACAGGAAAUCUCAGUCUUAUACAGUCACUUGAUUAUGAAGGAACAAAAAGUUACGAUUUGUUGGUACAGGUAACUGAUAUGGGAAAUCCAACUCCGAAAACAUCCAUCCGUAAUUUACCUGUACGUAUAAAUGUGGGAGAGGUUAAUGAUAACAACCCCAUAUUCACUCAAAGUUUAUAUCAAAACACUUUCCCUGAAACGACAGCUCUAAACGACGUUUUAUUUACCUUUAACGCCGCCGACGGUGAUGCGUCCAUUCUCAAUAACCAAGUUACCUACACUAUGACAGAUACGCUGGCUCAAGAGUAUUUUACGUUAACGCCAAAUGGUCAACUUUUAUUACGAAAAGCAUUCGACUACAACAUAUAUAAGGAAUACAGGUUUGCUAUAGAAGCAUCUGAUGGAAGCCUUCCCACAUCUCGACACAAAAAAGCAGAUGUUGUUGUCAGGGUAACUGACGUCAACAAUCAAAGGCCUGUAUUCCAACCAACGUCGUACAACAUCGCAAUUUCUGAAGGCACCACCGUGGGUACAUCAAUAACACGAGUUUUUGCGAACGAUGGUGACAGCAGUGGAACUAUGACGUAUUCAAUCUUGUCUGGAAACGACGCUGGCAAAUUCCGAAUAAACCCAAGCACGGGAGAGAUUUUCACAGUGGAAACCUUGGACAGAGAAGUACAGCCAACAACUUACGUCCUGUCUAUUAACGUGAAUGACGGUGUUGGAAAUGCUGCUCAGCCAGCGCCAGUCGUUAUAACUCUCCAAGAUAUCAACGACAAUCAACCUGUAUUUUCGCAGAAUUACUACACUGCUGUUGUUCAGGAGAAUAUUCCAUCCAAUACACGUGUCACGACUGUUACGGCAACAGAUCUUGACAUAACAACAAACGGACAAAUUGAUUACUCUAUUUUACAGGAUCCACUCAAUCCCUCUUCCACCAAAUUCCGUAUCAAUCCGAACGGCGAUAUUUUUAGUGAUGGCGCACUUGAUUUUGAAACCCAAAAUAAACACACUUUUACGGUCGUGGCUACAGAUCGUGGCAAUGGAUCACUAAAAGGAUAUGCAUCUGUUGAAGUGACGCUAACUGAUAUCAACGACAAUAAUCCCGUGUUCACACAAACUAGUUAUAACAUAUCGUUGAAGGAAAGUGCUUCUGUUAAUCGACCAGUGGUUUAUUUAAAAGCCACUGAUCCAGACACCAACAAAGCCUUGGUAUUCAACAUCAUCAGCGGCAACGCCGAAGGAAAAUUCACAAUUGUCAACAAUGAAGUUUAUCUAUCUAACAGCCUAGACUACGAGACAACACAGAAGUAUGUUUUGGGUGUACAAGCACGUGAUCUAGGUGGUAGAACGACUCAGACAAACGCAGAAAUCACAGUCAACGUGAUUGAAGUCAACGACAACAUUCCAAAAUUCACGACUGAUUAUUAUCGCGUGGAAGUAAGGGAAAAUAUACCAUUAAACUCCUUAAUAGUUCAGCUGAACGCCACAGAUGGUGACAGAGGGCCGUUAACAGAUAUAUAUCGGUUCGUCAGUUUGGACAAUACAACUGAUUUUGCAAUUGAUGCGCAGACUGGUGUUGUGAGAAAUACGGCAUCCCUUGAUUACGAGCAGAAAAGAGAGUACGCUUUGGUUGCGAAAGUUAGAAACACCGCUUCACCACAACUUGAGUCUACUAUGCUUUUGGACAUCAUAGUUUUAAAUGCUAACGAUGAACGACCAGUUUUUACUCCAAACUUCUACAACAUCGUCGUAUCAGAAAAAGCUCCAGUAGGAACCCUCAUUGCAGACCUUGUUGCGACAGACGCUGAUACACCAACCAAUGCACUAAGGUUUAGCAGUUCUACCCUCGACAACCAUUUCACAUUAGAUUCGACCACUGGCAGAAUAACCUUGGCACGUUCAUUUGACAGUGAAGCUACUGUUCCUGACCGAAGUUAUGUUUUAACUUUGACUGUUAAUGACGGAGUACAGAACAGCGCUCAAGCUGCAACAGUAUCAGUCACAAUACAAGAUGUAAACGAUAAUGAGCCUGUUUUUGACAAGAAUGAAUAUCAUGUGUCAGUGUUUGAAAAUCAAAACGUGGGAACUGCCCUGGUUACAGUGACGGCUAGAGACAGAGAUGAUACAAACCAACACAAUUCGAUGAGAUAUUCGAUUGUACCGGGUCAAGAUUCCGGAAAUUUCUCCAUCAGUGGUCAGCAAAUACAAACAAAUGCAGUCUUCGACUACGAAACCAAGAAGACUUAUUCAUUCGAAGUUCAAGCUAUAAACACCAACUCGCCAGAUCAGUUAUCUGGCAAAGCUUUAAUUGUCGUAACCAUAAAGGACAGAAAUGACAAUAACCCGAUCAUAACUCCAAAUGUUGUCAAUCUUAAUAUAUCUGAAGGUACACUUACAGGAUCGACAAUUUUUAAUAUCAACGGGACUGACGCAGAUAGUUCCACUAAUGGAGAUAUAACAUACACGAUCAGUGGAUCGGGAUUUAUCAUUGACAACAAUGGAAAUAUCAAGUUAGCAACUCAACUGGACCAAGCCGUUCAGGACACAUAUACUCUUACUGUGACGGCUACAGACAAAGGUUCCCCAUCACGAUCUUCCACUGGUACCGUAAAUAUAAAGGUGCUGCCAGUCACAUUGCCAGGACUUGUUUUUAAUAACUGUCCACUGAAUUUUGCGAUUGAUGAAAAUAGCAAUCCAACCAGCGCUCAAUUCAGCAGAACACUGACUGCUGUCAGUACAGGAUCAGGGACCAGUACUGCUGUAACAUACACAGUAGAAGCAGGACAAAAUGACAUUGCCAAUCGCUUCAGUGUGAGUUCAACUGGAGUUAUCACUGUAUCCGGGCCAUCAAAUUUUGAAGAAAGAAAUCGAUACGACUUUUUAGUUAAGGCAACAAACGUCCGAGGAGCAACUGCUUACUGCUAUGUAACUGCCAAUAUUAAUGACGUCAACGAGCAACCGUCAUUUUCAUCUUCUGGGUAUUCCUUCAACGUGUAUGAGAAUGUACAUCCCGACGCUGUGGUCUAUUCUGUAACGGCAACAGACCCAGACUUUGAUCUUAGUUCAAGAGGACGUCUUUCAUAUUCCAUUGCAGCAAGUGGAAGUAACAAUGGAGUAUUUAGAAUCGAUCAAAUGGGAAGAAUCAUUUUGGAAAGAAAUUUAGACUUUGAACAAAUCCAGGCCUAUACUUUUAACGUAGUGGCUACAGAUGGAGGAACGCCACCAAUGCAAGCGUUCGCAACUGUGAACGUCGCUGUGCUUGAUUCAAACGACAACCAUCCAGUCAUACAAAAUCAAAACCUUGUUAUUUCUCAACCUGAAAAUAGAAAGGAUACAAACAUUGCCACCAUUACGGCAACAGACCGGGAUUCAACAACUAAUGCACAGGUUGAAUAUAUAGGAAUCUUUCCCGAAGGUAUUCUUUCAAUCGACAAAAAUACCGGAAGCGUCAGUGUAGUGGGUGACUUGGACUAUGAAGCGAGACAACAAUAUCAGUUCGUGGUAGUUGCUAGAGACAAGGGAACACCUUAUUUGACCUCGAUUCCACAAAACAUAACACUAAAUGUCGAAAAUGUAAAUGACAACUCUCCAACUUUCGCAAACACAGCGUAUGUGAUAACAAUUUCAGAGAAAACUAGCCUUGCUACUACUGUGUUAUCGGUGGUUGCCACAGAUGCCGACCUAGGAACACCUGGAAAUAUUAAUUCGUAUCAAAUAAUAAGUGGCAAUGUUGGAAACAGAUUCAGAAUAGACAGCAAUGGAAAUAUCGUUGUACAAAGCUCAUUAGACCUUGCAACUACAAAUACACCACAAUAUGUACUUCAAGUGCGAGCAACAGACGCUGGGAUUCCUUCGAGAACUAGUGAUAACACAGCAACAGUGACAAUAAACGUUCAGGAUUAUAGCGAAGGGCAACCUUUCUUCUCUCUUAGCUCCUAUCUAGUUACUAUUGAUGAAAAUACUCCACUCUCGACCAGUAUCUUAACUUUGAAUGCCACGAGCAACGAGCCAACGUACAGCUUAACGUUUAGAAAAGUACAAGGUGUAAACCACCUUGAUCAUCAAGCCUUUACAUUAAGACAAACCGGUGACAAGGUUGAGGUCUUAACAGCAACAUCAAACCUUGACUACGAAAGUAAACGUUUUUACUCUUUCGAAGUUGAGGUGACAGAUACAAACAAUGGAAAAACAGGAACAGCGCUAGUGGUUGUUAGAAUAAGAGAUGUUAACGACAAUACUCCAAUAAUCACAACAACCGAUAGAAUAUAUAACAUUACCGAAAACACGUUGCUUGGCUCAACUGUUGCUGCUCUACGGGCAACAGACGCAGAUGAUGGAGUUAACAGAUUGGUGGAUUUUACAGCUACAGGUGGUAAUGGUAUGAAUGUAUUUACUGUUGCAUCUGAUGGUACAAUCUUAUUAAAAAACAACUUAAAUGCUGACACUGAUAGUGUUUAUCAACUUACCGUGAGAGCUACAGACAGAGGUACGCCAACUCUCUCAAGUCAAGCCACACUUACGUUCUACAUUCACGAAGCUACCGCAGUGAUAACGGCUCAAGAUGUAGCCGUACCUGAAAAUACUCCUACUGGAAAUACCAUAACAACAGUUCGAGCGGUUGAUCCAAAUACUGGAAAUAGCAAUGGUUUUACAUACUCCCUCGUAGGGCCUAUUUCAAACAACCGAUUCCAAAUCGAUGCUACAACUGGAGUAAUAACACUGCGCAACGGACUAGACUACGAAUCGUCGAAACAGCAUACCAUAGUUGUGAAAGCCAAAGGUCCAACGUCAUCUGCGGUCGACGAGGUCAUUGUCACAGUCACUGACGUUAAUGAUAAUGCACCUGUGUUUGACAGAUCGGCUUAUUUCCUCCGAAUGAACGAAAAUAUGCUGCCAGGUCAACGUCUUCUUCAAGUGAGAGCCGCGGACAUGGAUUCCAGCGCAAAUGGCAACAAUAGAAUAACAUACUCCAUUGAAUCUCAGCCUACGCCAAAUCUAUUUACUAUUGACCCUAACACAGGUGUACUUUCUAUCCUGAACAGCAUUAACAGAGAAAUGCCAGGAAGUAAUGUGUAUACCGUCACUGUUUCGGCCAGAGACAAUGGUAACCCACAAUUACAAAGCUCUCAAAAUGCUCUAAUCCAAUUGACCGUGGAGGAUGUGAACGACAAUUUCCCAGUUUUCAAUCAGGCUCUUUACCAAGCCAGUGUCAAUGAAACAGCACCUGUUAACACAUUCAUAAUGACAGUAACGGCAACAGACAACGACGCGACUGCCCCGAACAGAGAUAUACGUUACAGCAUUAAUCAGCCAUUUGCAAGCGAGUUCUUUGCAAUUAACCCUACUUCUGGUCAAAUCACGUUAAAAAAACAAGUAGAUUUUGAACAAACAACACGCUACGACUUUCCAGUUAUAGCCACAGAUCAGGGAGAUGUCAAGUAUACCAGAACUGCAAAUGUGGAGAUCACAGUUCUUAACUUCCCCGAUUUGAAGCCACGAUUUAAUCCACUGGAGUACAACAUCACUGUUCCCGAGAGUACAUUGGUUGGUACUUCAUUGUUGCAAUUGGUCGUCGUUGACAGUACUCAAAAUCUUGUUUUCCAACUUAAAUCAGGCAACGAAGACGACAAAUUUCUUCUUUCUUCUCAACAAGGUACAGGAAUGCUUGUCCUGAAGAAUAAAGUAGACCGAGAAAUCAAAGAUUUUUACAGGUUGUCAGCCUCCGUAACGGAUGGUUUUAAUUCGGCACCAAUUGAUGCCAUUAUCCGAGUUACUGUGUUAGACGUCAAUGAUAAUGUACCGACUUUCCCGAAUGGCAACACAUGCGUUCAAAGCACUUUGAAUGAGGGGCUAGGCAGCUUAAUUGUGACUAGUAUACAAGCCAAUGAUUUGGAUAAUGGGGAGAACGCUAAUCUAUCCUAUUCAUUUUCACCUCCUUGUCCGUUAUUCCAGAUUGAUUCCAGAACUGCUGUAAUAACUACAACAGGUCCUCUGGACUACGAAACUCAACGUAAUCAUGUAUGUAUUGUAAAAGCUACUGACAAUGGAAACCCUCAAUUAAGUGGAUUUACAUGCAUUUCUGUAACAGUUGGGGACGCAAAUGACAACUCACCCGUGUUUUCCCCUCUAAACUACACCGUAACAGUUAAAGAAUCCGCUGGAGUUGGAAGGUUGAUCGCUACUGUUUUUGCAACAGACAGAGAUAGCGAUUUGAAUGGAGCCAUAACGUAUAACAUCCGUAAUAACCCAGGAAACUUUUUAAUUGAUAGCUUGGGAAGAAUAACUUUGAUUGGCCCACUUGAUUACGAAUUAACACAAAGAUAUCUACUAGAAGUUACUGCUACUGACAGAGGCACUCCUACUCAGAGAACAUCUAACCCUUCAGCUUACGUUGAAGUUAUCGUUGAGGAAGUAAAUGAUAACAGACCAACCCUACAAACGUAUUUCUAUUCUUUAACAGUACCAGAGAACACAGCAGUAAAUUCAGUGGUCAUGAAGCUUACUGCAAGUGACAACGACAGAGGCCCUAACACCAACAUCUUCAGUUUUGUAGCUCUAGAGAACACAACUGAUUUUUCAAUUGAUCCAGAUGGAACUAUAAAGGUAGCGAAAGCUUUAGAUUUUGAAACGAAAUCUAUGUAUUCACUGGUUGCUGUAGUCAGGGAUCAAGGCGUACCUUACCUAGAAAAUAGAGCGCUUGUUGAUAUUAUGAUCAGCAAUAUUAAUGACGAAGCACCUGCUUUCAAAAAAAAUAAUUAUAACGUAAGGGUUUCUGAAAAAGCUCCUGUUGGAAUGACGUUAGUGAAACUGGAAGCAGCCGACAAAGAUACACCUGUUUUAACCUACUCCUCCGUUGGUACAAUAGACUCUCAUUUCAGAAUGGACGGAGAGUACCUAAUUUUGGACCAAACCCUGGAAAGAGAACCCGGAGCAAGUCAAUAUGUAUUGACUUUUAGAGUGAAUGAUGGAAAUCGUGACGGAACCAACAAUGCUGUAGUAAUCGUUGAUGUUGUAGACGUUAAUGACAAUCAGCCGAUAUUUGACUUAAAUAUUUACGAAGUAUCAAUAAGGGAAAAUGAAAGAAUAGGAGCCCAGUUUCUUGCUGUAACUGCAAGAGACAGUGACGCUACGAACAGCAAUAAUAUUCUCACAUAUUCCAUUGUUCCAAGUGCAGAUUCUUCAUAUUUUCUAAUGAAUCGGAACAGAUUAUUUGUCAAUACUGCGCUUGACUACGAAAAUAGAACGUCAUACUCAUUUCAUGUACAAGCCAUCGACAACUCGAUUACAGAUAAAUUAAUUGGCAAAGCAUUAGUCAAGGUACAAAUAUUAGAUGAAAACGAUAACACACCAAUACCUAUAACGUCCGUCACAAAUCUAAACAUCACUGAAGCAACGCUUAUUGGCACGCCUAUUGUAACUAUUUUCGCAACUGACAAGGACAGCACCACAAACGGGCAACUAACAUAUACCUUAAACCAUCCCACAUUUUCUAUUGAUGACACAGGCACAAUAAGACUAAAGCAAAAACUUGAUGCUUUUGCACAGCCUUCUUACACAUUGAAUGUGCAGAUCUCUGAUAAAGGAGCUCCGCCGAAAACAAGUUCGGCAACCGUCAACCUUCGCGUGCUCGGAGUUACCGUGCCAGGAAUAUCGUUUAAUGGCUGUCCUUUACAAUUCUCCAUACCAGAAAAUACAGCUCCUGCAAACUUUAGAAGAGAAUUCUCAAUCAGAGACAGUGGUGUUUACACCAGCCAAAAUGUGCAAUACACAGUACAGUCGGGAGAUAUCGGUAUCUUCGCACUACAGCCAAAUGGUGUAAUUACGAUAAGAGACCCUGCAAAUUAUGAGGUAAAAGACCAGUAUAGCUUCUUGGUUAAAGCAACAAAUGAAAGAAAUGCGCAAGCUUAUUGUUUUGUGACAGGAAAUAUAACAGAUGUAAACGAAAGACCAGCUUUUGAUCAAAGUAUAUAUAAUUUCAAUGUAGCUGAGAAUGUUUUGCCAAACUCUUUCGUAUUCUCUGUUACAGCAACAGACCCAGACUUUGAUCUUAGUCCAAGAGGACGUCUUUCAUAUUCCAUUGCAGCAAGUGGAAGUAACAAUGGAGUAUUUAGAAUCGAUCAAAUGGGAAGAAUCAUUUUGGAACGAAAUUUAGACUUUGAACAAAUCCAGGCCUAUACUUUUAACGUAGUGGCUACAGAUGGAGGAACGCCACCAAUGCAAGCGUUCGCAACUGUGAACGUCGCUGUGCUUGAUUCAAACGACAACCAUCCAGUCAUACAAAAUCAAAACCUUGUUAUUUCUCAACCUGAAAAUAGAAAGAAUACAAACAUUGCCACCAUUACGGCAACAGACCGCGAUUCAACAACUAAUGCACAGGUUGAAUAUAUAGGAAUCUUUCCCGAAGGUAUUCUUUCAAUCGACAAAAAUACCGGAAGCGUCAGUGUAGUGGGUGACUUGGACUAUGAAGCGAGACAACAAUAUCAGUUCGUGGUAGUUGCUAGAGACAAGGGAACACCUUAUUUGACCUCGAUUCCACAAAACAUAACACUAAAUGUCGAAAAUGUAAAUGACAACUCUCCAACUUUCGCAAACACAGCGUAUGUGAUAACAAUUUCAGAGAAAACUAGCCUUGCUACUACUGUGUUAUCGGUGGUUGCCACAGAUGCCGACCUAGGAACACCUGGAAAUAUUAAUUCGUAUCAAAUAAUAAGUGGCAAUGUUGGAAACAGAUUCAGAAUAGACAGCAAUGGAAAUAUCGUUGUACAAAGCUCAUUAGACCUUGCAACUACAAAUACACCACAAUAUGUACUUCAAGUGCGAGCAACAGACGCUGGGAUUCCUUCGAGAACUAGUGAUAACACAGCAACAGUGACAAUAAACGUUCAGGAUUAUAGCGAAGGGCAACCUUUCUUCUCUCUUAGCUCCUAUCUAGUUACUAUUGAUGAAAAUACUCCACUCUCGACCAGUAUCUUAACUUUGAAUGCCACGAGCAACGAGCCAACGUACAGCUUAACGUUUAGAAAAGUACAAGGUGUAAACCACCUUGAUCAUCAAGCCUUUACAUUAAGACAAACCGGUGACAAGGUUGAGGUCUUAACAGCAACAUCAAACCUUGACUACGAAAGUAAACGUUUUUACUCUUUCGAAGUUGAGGUGACAGAUACAAACAAUGGAAAAACAGGAACAGCGCUAGUGGUUGUUAGAAUAAGAGAUGUUAACGACAAUACUCCAAUAAUCACAACAACCGAUAGAAUAUAUAACAUUACCGAAAACACGUUGCUUGGCUCAACUGUUGCUGCUCUACGGGCAACAGACGCAGAUGAUGGAGUUAACAGAUUGGUGGAUUUUACAGCUACAGGUGGUAAUGGUAUGAAUGUAUUUACUGUUGCAUCUGAUGGUACAAUCUUCUUAAAAAACAACUUAAAUGCUGACACUGAUAGUGUUUAUCAACUUACCGUGAGAGCUACAGACAGAGGUACGCCAACUCUCUCAAGUCAAGCCACACUUACGUUCUACAUUCACGAAGCUACCGCAGUGAUAACGGCUCAAGAUGUAGCCGUACCUGAAAAUACUCCUACUGGAAAUACCAUAACAACAGUUCGAGCGGUUGAUCCAAAUACUGGAAAUAGCAAUGGUUUUACAUACUCCCUCGUAGGGCCUAUUUCAAACAACCGAUUCCAAAUCGAUGCUACAACUGGGGUAAUAACACUGCGCAACGGACUAGACUACGAAUCGUCGAAACAGCAUACCAUAGUUGUGAAAGCCAAAGGUCCAACGUCAUCUGCGGUCGACGAGGUCAUUGUCACAGUCACUGACGUUAAUGAUAAUGCACCUGUGUUUGACAGAUCGGCUUAUUUCCUCCGAAUGAACGAAAAUAUGCUGCCAGGUCAACGUCUUCUUCAAGUGAGAGCCGCGGACAUGGAUUCCAGCGCAAAUGGCAACAAUAGAAUAACAUACUCCAUUGAAUCUCAGCCUACGCCAAAUCUAUUUACUAUUGACCCUAACACAGGUGUACUUUCUAUCCUGAACAGCAUUAACAGAGAAAUGCCAGGAAGUAAUGUGUAUACCGUCACUGUUUCGGCCAGAGACAAUGGUAACCCACAAUUACAAAGCUCUCAAAAUGCUCUAAUCCAAUUGACCGUGGAGGAUGUGAACGACAAUUUCCCAGUUUUCAAUCAGGCUCUUUACCAAGCCACUGUCAAUGAAACAGCACCUGUUAACACAUUCAUAAUGACAGUAACGGCAACAGACAACGACGCGACUGCUCCGAACAGAGAUAUACGUUACAGCAUUAAUCAGCCAUUUGCAAGCGAGUUCUUUGCAAUUAACCCUACUUCUGGUCAAAUCACGUUAAAAAAACAAGUAGAUUUUGAACAAACAACACGCUACGACUUUCCAGUUAUAGCCACAGAUCAGGGAGAUGUCAAGUAUAUCAGAACUGCAAAUGUGGAGAUCACAGUUCUUAACUUCCCCGAUUUGAAGCCACGAUUUAAUCCACUGGAGUACAACAUCACUGUUCCCGAGAGUACAUUGGUUGGUACUUCAUUGUUGCAAUUGGUCGUCGUUGACAGUACUCAAAAUCUUGUUUUCCAACUAAAAUCAGGCAACGAAGACGACAAAUUUCUUCUUUCUUCUCAACAAGGUGCAGGAAUGCUUGUCCUGAAGAAUAAAGUAGACCGAGAAAUCAAAGAUUUUUACAGGUUGUCAGCCUCCGUAACGGAUGGUUUUAAUUCGGCACCAAUUGAUGCCAUUAUCCGAGUUACUGUGUUAGACGUCAAUGAUAAUGUACCGACUUUCCCGAAUGGCAACACAUGCGUUCAAAGCACUUUGAAUGAGGGGCUAGGCAGCUUAAUUGUGACUAGUAUACAAGCCAAUGAUUUGGAUAGUGGGGAGAACGCUAAUCUAUCCUAUUCAUUUUCACCUCCUUGUCCGUUAUUCCAGAUUGAUUCCAGAACUGCUGUAAUAACUACAACAGGUCCUCUGGACUACGAAACUCAACGUAAUCAUGUAUGUAUUGUAAAAGCCACUGACAAUGGAAAUCCUUCCCUUUCAGCUUUUACCUGUUUAGUUGUAACAGUUAAUGACGCAAACGAUCUCUUACCUGUAUUUGAGAAGUUUUUCUAUGACGCUGCGAUACAAGAAUCUGUCCCAACAAACACAAUAGCAACGCGGGUAAUUGCAACAGACGGUGAUACAAGUCGUAAUGCUCAAUUUAGAUACGAGAUUGUAAGUGGAAAUACUGGAAAUACAUUUAACAUAGAUUCCAGUGGCUUUAUCAAAGUCGUGCGUCCGGUUAAUUACGAAGGCAUUAAAAAGUAUUCAUUGGAAAUACGUGCUAUUGAUAUUACAGAUUCUUCAAAAUUUUCUCAGCGUAAUGCCAUUGUUAAUAUAACGGUAACUGAAGUCAAUGAUAACAGACUAACAUUCAGUAAAUCGUACUACUCUGUAACAAUAGACGAAAAUACAACUCCUGGAUCACCUGUUCUAACAAUUGAUGCAACUGACGCUGACCACGGUAUAUUAACUAGCACUGUGAGGUAUAUUGCACUGGACAAUACGACAAUGUUUACUCUUGAUGAAACAAGUGGAAUUAUUCGUGUAGAAAAACCUCUAGAUUACGAAACGAAAAAAAGUUAUCAUCUUGUAGCUACUGCAGCUGACCUAGGAAACAAGGAUCUGAGGAGCAGAACACUAGUUGACAUUUUCUUAACAGACACAAACGAUAACGCUCCACAGUUUUCUCCAGAUAGAUAUACAAUUAGAAUAUCAGAAGAAAUACCAAUUAACCAAAUAAUAACAAGAGUCACUGCUACGGACAAAGAUUCUGGUACAAAUGGACAAGUUAAAUACCGAAUCUCGAAUGGAAACACCCAAAGAUUUUCGAUAGAUGAAAAUACAGGAGAGGUAUCCGUAAUUCAGAGCUUGGACUUAGAAACUACCAGGACUAACUCCUACGUGCUUACAAUCACCGCCACGGAUAGUGCAAGUACACCAAUUAACAGUGUCAAUACUGGAACUGUCAUCAUCAGUGUAGUCGAUGUAAACGAUAGACAACCUGUGUUCACAUUGAGUCAGUAUGAGUUUACAAUACUGGAGAAUCUUCCAAGCGGAGGCAUUGUUGGAAGUGGAGUUAUUGCUACUGAUUCAGACUUUACGAACUCUAACAACCAAAGAAGGUACGCAAUCGUACCGAAUAGUGAUUCUGGAAACUUUACUAUCUCUCAAAAUGGUGUGAUUGUGGCUGCUGCUGGAUCCAGUUUUGACUACGAAACCAUCAGAUCUUACAACUUUGAAGUUGAAGCAACUGAUAAUGGCAAUGAAGAACUUAAAGGACGUGCCUUAGUCAAGGUUUACGUUGCCGAUAUAAAUGAUAAUUCGCCAAUACCCUCUAAUUUAAAGAUAGUUUUGAACAUUUCUGAAGCUACUUUUGUUGGACAGGUGCUAACCGUUGUCCCUGCUACAGACAAAGAUUCUGGAUCAAACGGAAAAUUGUCAUACGUGAUAAAUGGGGAUACCACAGAUCAUUUUGCUAUUGACGAAAAUGGAAACCUGCGCCUCAAAAGACAACUAAACUCAUUCUCCCAAAAUAGAUAUGACUUAAAUGUUGUUAUUGUAGAUGGUGGUAGCCCUCCAAGAUCAGGUACAACUGACGUAACUGUGUUCGUGCAUCCAAUUGAUCUGACUUUACUUGCAUUUAAUCCAUCAUGUCCUAUUGAGUACCAAAUAGAUGAAGACAAGGUAAACGGGGUGAUUGGUGUGAUAAAGGCCACUGACACUGGAAAUUACACCAGCCAAAACCUUGUCUAUGAAAUCAAAUCUAAUAUACAGGACCUACAAGGUGUUUUUAGACUUAAUCAGACAACAGGUGAAGUAAUACAAAAUAUCGCAGCUAAUUAUGAAUCGCGCAAUAGAUACGCAUUUAUGGUUUGUGCACGCAAUGAGAGGGGUUCCACAGCUUGCUGUCACGUCUCCAUCAAAAUCUUAGAUGUAAAUGAGAGACCAAGAUUUGUGCAGACUGUAGGAAAUGUGUAUCAGGUUACCAUUCCUGAAUCGAUUCCCGUUGGCAGUGUGUUCUUUUCAGUGGUUAGUGAGGACAAUGACUUAGAUACCUCUUUAAAUGGACAGUCAACGUAUUCGAUCGAACCAACAACACCAGGUCAGGAAAUGUACUUCGCCAUCGACCAAUUUGGACGGAUUAGAACUAAUGUUACGUUGGACAGAGAACAAACCAAUUCUUAUAACUUCCGAGUCAGAGUGAGUGAUAAAGGAACGCCUUCAUUAUCAAGUACUGCAACUGUUAUUGUACGUGUAGUAGACCGAAACGAUAACAGACCUAUUAUUAAUCCAAUAAAUAACUAUAAUAUCAGAGAAAAUAAUGACGGCCAGGUAUUAGGCACAGUUACAGUCACCGAUCGGGAUGUUGAUCCAUUAAACAGGGAAAUUGAAUUCUCUAUUCACCCAGAAGGAAUUGUCGAUAUAAACCCUACAACAGGCCAAUUAACUGUAGCAAGGAACGUAGAUUACGAAAGGAUACAGAAUUACCAACUUUUCGUUGUAGCUAAAGACAAGGGAUCUCCCUAUCUCAGUAGUAUAAGAAGUUUUAAUGUCACAAUAAAUAAUGUGAAUGACAACAUACCCUAUUUCCCUGUGACACUAUACAACUUAACCAUCUCAGAGAAGACAGAAGUCAACACACUUGUAUUAACUUUAUUCGCAAGAGACAACGAUCUUGGAGUAUUUGGUGAAGUAACAGGCUACACAAUAACUUCUGGAAACGCAGGCAACUACUUCAGUAUUGAUAACACGGGACGCCUUACCCUUAACAGACCAUUGGACUGGAAUAUCAACAAGCAAUUUACACUUCAAAUAUCUGCCACAGAUGGAGGUUCUCAAGUCACCACAAACCCUGCUACGGUUACUAUUAACGUUGCUGACUACAGCGAGCUUCAACCGUUUUUCUUGCAAAACUUGUAUGUGGCCAGAAUACCCGAAUCAACUGGUCUAAGCACUCUAGUGCUUACUGUGACCGGAAAUAGCAACGAACCAGUCAAAGGUCCAUUCACGUAUAGUAUUGUAUCUAAUCUCCCAGAUACGUCGAAGUUCACGAUCAAUCCAACGACUGGGGAAAUUCGCACAACUCAAUUUUUCAAUUAUGAACAGCAAAAUAAUUUCACGUUUGAUGUUGAAAUUAGGGAUGGUAACAACGGCAAAACGAACAGAGCAUCAGUUUUUAUUCACAUCGACGACGUUAACGAUAAUGCACCUGUGUUUACUCUUCCUAACAGAAUAUACAACAUCACUGAAUUCACCUUACCUGGCUCAACGGUAGCUUGUUUAUCUGCGACUGACAGAGACAGUUAUCAGAACGGCCUUGUACAGUUCAGAAUAAUUGGUGGAGAUGGUACAUUUGUAGUUAAUCCAGAUGGAAAAAUUACCCUAGCCAAACAUAUCUUCUACUAUCGAAAAAACAAUUAUUCGUUAAAUGUGCAAGCAUAUGACUCCGGUAAUCCAUCUUUAACAGAUGAUGCGACCCUUACGUUUUACAUACACAAGUCCUACACUGGCGUAACCACCUCAGACGUCAAUGUCCCGGAAAAUAGUCAAAUAGGGACUUUUGUUACUCGAGUCUCAUCGGUUGAUCCAUUUACUGGAAAUAGCAGCAACAUUCGUUACUUUUUGGUUGGGAAGUCAAACGACUUUUUCUCCAUCAACGAUACAACGGGUGUCAUUUCAGUACGACAGACAUUAGAUCGUGAAACCAGAGAACGGCAUGUCCUCACUGUACAAUCCCGUGGUCCUACAGCAAAUGGAGUUGGAGAAUUGGUUGUUACAGUAACCGAUAUAAACGAUAAUGCACCCAUAUUUUUGUUACCCAGCUACCAGGUAACCGUAUCGGAGACAACAUCAAUUAAUCAAAACAUAGUAACGGUAACUGCCACAGAUCGGGAUGAUGGAAUUAACGGAAAUGUGAGGUACUCUAUUGUUGCAGGUGACACCAACUUAUUUGCUGUUAAUCCUGCGACAGGUGUCGUUAGUUUAAUAGGUCAAUUGGAUUAUGAAACCAACCAGGUGCAUACGAUAAGAAUUUCUGCUCAAGACACCGGGGCGGGACAAUUAAGUUCUACCAACACAGCACAAGUGACUGUCAUUGUACAAGACUACAACGACAACUGUCCUCAAUUUCAGCAGAAUACUUAUGUUGCUAAUGUUUCGGAAUCAGAGACUCCUGGGUUCAGCGUUCUAAGGGUUCGACCAACCGACAGAGAUGGAACAAUUGCAAAUAACCAAAUUACCUGUAGCAUCGAUGAACCUUUAGCUGUACAAUUUUUCAACGUUAGAAAGGAUGGUCAAGAUUGCCUGCUGUCUCUAAGGAAUUCUGUAGAUUAUGAAACACAAAAAGAGUAUCGCUUUGUUGUCAAGGCUACAGAUAAUGGUGUUGUAAGUUGCCAAAAAACUGCAAAUAUUAUCGUUUACGUAAUUAAUGCACCUGACAUGAUUCCAGUCUUCUCGCCAGAAAACUAUACCGUGAACAUUCCAGAAAGUACUUUGGUUGGAACAUCAGUAUUAGAACUAAAGGUGCAAUCUACUGCUAUCUCACUGAAUUACACGCUAUUUGCUGCAAACAAUCCGAAUGAUUUAAAGAAGUUCCGUCUUAACAGACAGACUGGAGAAUUAAUUUUGCAAGAAGCAGUUGAUCGUGAACUGCAAGACCAGUAUCAUUUCACAGCAAAUGUAUUCGACGGAAGUAACUCAGCCGCACGCGUGGCAAAUAUAAUCGUUAACAUCCUUGAUGUAAACGAUAAUCCACCAACAUUUACCCAAGCAACGUGUUAUCAAAGUGGUUUGUCUGAAUUAAGCCUGCCUGGAAGUUUAGUAUCUCAAGUUUCCGCAUUUGAUAGGGACAGAGGCAAUAAUGGUAUUUUCACGUACAGUAUUUUGAAAGAUAGUAGUUGCAGUAGUUUUGACGUGAAUAAUGUUACAGGGCAAGUUACACUCUCAGCGGCACUGGAUUAUGAAGCAAGAAAAGAACACCAGUGUAUAAUUACUGUCACAGACAAAGGAGUACCACCUCUCAGUUCAAAAACAUGCUUAAAGAUAACAGUUCAAGAUGCUAACGACAAUCCACCUGUAUUUAAUCCUGCGAUAUACAACGUAAGCGUGUUGGAAAAUAAACCAAGGCGAUCUUUUAUUAUUCAAGUUUUAGCAUCUGAUAAAGAUUCUAACAACGUUUUGUCUUAUCAAAUUGUUAAUGGAAACACUGGAAACGCAUUUUCCAUUGAUAAUAACGGUAGAAUAAUUUUGGAAAAUCCAUUAGAUUACGAAUCAGUGAGAGGAUAUCAGUUGGAAAUAAGAGCAACUGAUAAUACUCAGCUGUCCAAUCCAAACGCGAUUGUUUAUGUGAAAGUUUUGGAGGUAAACGAUAACAACCCAACCUUCAGCAGACUGUCUUACAACGUAACAAUUCCAGAGGACGAGGCUAUCGGGCAGAUUGUUCUCACGCUUACUGCAUCGGAUAAUGAUUUAGGUGGUAAUACAGGCUCCACGUUUUUCCUUGCAUUAGAAAACACGAAUGACUUUAUUCUUGAUCAGACGUCUGGACAGAUACGAGUAGCGACAAAAUUGGAUUACGAGAAGAAAAAGGUUUACAAUCUUGUCGCAAUUGUCUCAGAUAGAGGUUCUCCUGCAAGACUUGGAAAAGCGUUAGUGGACAUAUUUAUCACUGAUGUUAAUGAUAAUUCGCCAAUAUUUAACCCAACAAUUUACAAUGUCCGUGUCUCUGAAAAAGCACCACUUUUGACUUCUUUAACUAGGGUGUUUGCUUCUGAUAUGGAUAAAGGAACAAACGGUCAAAUUGUUUACAAUAUUACAGCCGGAAACACUAACAACAGAUUUAUAAUUGAUAGAUCAACUGGUAUCAUAACACUUGCUGCAACCUUAGAUCGUGAAACACAGACGGGAAGUUACAACCUAACAGUUACUGCGCAUGACCAGGGAGCACCUCAAGCUGGCUCUCUUAACAAUGCUGUUGUUCUUGUGUCCGUCGUAGAUGUCAACGAUAAUCAACCUGUUUUUGUCAACGGCGAGUAUCACUUUUACAUACGUGAAGAUACGUUAAGAGGGUCAUUCGUUGGAAACACGGUUGCCGCCAACGACCGUGAUAUAUCUGGGCCUAACAAUGAAAUUGUGUAUCGAUUACGAGCAAGUCAAGAUUCCGGAAAUUUUACAAUUACUCAAACGGGACUUAUAUUUACAAAUGCUGCAUUUGACUAUGAGAAAACAAAAUUCUUCAGUUUUGAGGUUGAAGCAGAAGACCAGAGUACAACAGGAGAUCGUCUAAUUGGAACUACCUUAGUUAAGGUAUUCAUUACGGACUUCAAUGACAACACCCCGACGCCAUUGCAAUCCUUAAUUACUUUAAAUGUAUCAGAAACUGUUAGAACUGGAUCGUUAUUGACAGUAGUAUCAGUAAGAGAUGCAGACUCUGGAAGCAAUAGCGAACUAACAUACUUUAUUACUGGGGAUCCUUCCAAUCGUUUUACUAUAGAUAAUGCAGGAAGACUCACUCUUAAAAAUCCGUUAGACUCGUACGUACAAAAUCGUUAUGACCUCACAGUAACUAUAGCGGAUAAAGGUACCCCUUCUCUAGUAGGAACUUCCAGAGUGCUUAUCUAUGUACAUCCAGUCAACUUCACCUUACUAAACUUUGUGCAAUCAUGCCCAAUUACUUUCACUAUACCUGAGUUACAAAACAAUACGGUUGGUUCUGUUCGAGCGAUCGACGUAGGUAACUACACCAGCAGAAACAUCCAAUAUACAAUUGAAUCAAAUUAUGCAGACAUAUCAAACACUUUCCAAAUCAACAAAAACACCGGUGAAAUAAUACAGAUGCAGCCAGCUAAUUAUGAAUCGAGAUCUCGUUACGAUUUUAUGGUAUGCGCCAGCAACGAACGAGGUUCCAAGGUGUGCUGUUUCGUCACAAUCUUUAUCAUAGAUGUAAAUGAAAGCCCCUUUUUUGUCAACUUACCGUAUACUGUCAGUGUGUCUGAAAGCACACCUGUUGGAACGUACAUAUACUCUGUUGUAACAGAUGAAAAUGAUUACAAAUUAUUACCAAAUGGUCAAAAAUCAUUUUCAAUCCAAAGUAAUUCAGGGCAAGAGAAAUUCUUCACCAUCGAUGAAUAUGGACGGAUCAGGACAAACGUUACGCUAGAUAGAGAGCAAACUAACUUCUACAGCUUCCAAGUUAUAGUGACAGAUAAAGGAACCCCAAAACUUUCAAAUACUGCCAAUGUAUUUGUAACUGUAAUAGACAGCAACGACAACAGACCUAUCAUAAAUCCAAUAAACAACUUGCAAAUCACAGAAAAUGAGAACGGUCGACUAUUAGGAAGAGUCACAGCCACCGACGGUGAUAUUGAUGCAUUGAACAGAAAUAUUGAAUUCUCUAUUCACCCAGAGGGAAUUGUCGAUAUAAACCCUACAACAGGCCAAUUAACUGUUGCAAGGAACGUAGAUUACGAGAGAAUACAAAGUUACCAACUUUUCGUUGUGGCUAAGGACAAGGGAUCUCCUUAUCUUAGUAGUAUGAGAAGUUUUAAUGUUACAAUUAUUAAUGUGAAUGACAACAUACCCUACUUCCCUGUUACACUAUACAACUUAACCAUAUCGGAGAAGACAGAAGUCAACACACUUGUAUUAACUUUAUUCGCAAGAGACAAUGAUCUUGGAGUAUUUGGUGAAGUAACAGGCUACACAAUAACUUCUGGAAACGCAGGCAACUACUUCCGUAUUGAUAACACGGGACGCCUAACCCUUAACAGACCAUUAGACUGGAACAUCAACAAGCAAUUCACACUUCAAAUAUCUGCCACAGAUGGAGGUUCUCAAGUCACCACAAACCCUGCUAUAGUAACUAUUAACGUCGCUGACUACAGCGAGCUUCAACCGUUUUUCUUGCAAAACUUGUAUGUGGCCAGAAUACCCGAAUCAACUGGUCUAAGCACUCUAGUGCUUACUGUGACCGGAAAUAGCAACGAACCAGUCAAAGGUCCAUUCACGUAUAGUAUUGUAUCUAAUCUUCCAGAUACGUCGAAGUUCACGAUCAAUCCAACGACUGGGGAAAUUCGCACAACUCAAUUUUUCAAUUAUGAACAGCAAAAUAAUUUCACGUUUGAUGUUGAAAUAAGGGAUGGUAACAACGGCAAAACGAACAGAGCAUCAGUUUUUAUUCACAUCGACGACGUUAACGAUAAUGCACCUGUGUUUACUCUUCCUAACAGAAUAUACAACAUCACUGAAUUCACCUUACCUGGCUCAACGGUAGCUUGUUUAUCUGCGACUGACAGAGACAGUUAUCAGAACGGCCUUGUACAGUUCAGAAUAAUUGGUGGAGAUGGUACAUUUGUAGUUAAUCCAGAUGGAAAAAUUACCCUAGCCAAACAUAUCUUCUACUAUCGAAAAAACAAUUAUUCGUUAAAUGUGCAAGCAUAUGACUCCGGUAAUCCAUCUUUAACAGAUGAUGCGACCCUUACGUUUUACAUACACAAGUCCUACACUGGCGUAACCACCUCAGACGUCAAUGUCCCGGAAAAUAGUCAAAUAGGGACUUUUGUUACUCGAGUCUCAUCGGUUGAUCCAUUUACUGGAAAUAGCAGCAACAUUCGUUACUUUUUGGUUGGGAAGUCAAACGACUUUUUCUCCAUCAACGAUACAACGGGUGUCAUUUCAGUACGACAAGCAUUAGAUCGUGAAACCAGAGAACGGCAUGUCCUCACUGUACAAUCCCGUGGUCCUACAGCAAAUGGAGUUGGAGAAUUGGUUGUUACAGUAACCGAUAUAAACGAUAAUGCACCCAUAUUUUUGUUACCCAGCUACCAGGUAACCGUAUCGGAGACAACAUCAAUUAAUCAAAACAUAGUAACGGUAACUGCCACAGAUCGGGAUGAUGGAAUUAACGGAAAUGUGAGGUACUCUAUUGUUGCAGGUGACACCAACUUAUUUGCUGUUAAUCCUUCGACAGGUGUCGUUAGUUUAAUAGGUCAAUUGGAUUAUGAAACCAACCAGGUGCAUACGAUAAGAAUUUCUGCUCAAGACACCGGGGCGGGACAAUUAAGUUCUACCAACACAGCACAAGUAACUGUCAUUGUACAAGACUACAACGACAACUGUCCUCAAUUUCAGCAGAAUACUUAUGUUGCUAAUGUUUCGGAAUCAGAGACUCCUGGGUUCAGCGUUCUAAGGGUUCGACCAACCGAUAGAGAUGGAACAAUUGCAAAUAACCAAAUUACCUGUAGCAUCGAUGAACCUUUAGCUGUACAAUUUUUCAACGUUAGAAAGGAUGGUCAAGAUUGCCUGCUGUCUCUAAGGAAUUCUGUAGAUUAUGAAACACAAAAGGAAUAUCGUUUUGUUAUUAAAGCUACAGAUUCUGGAUCCGUUCCCUGUCAACUCACAACAAACAUUGUGGUGAAUGUUUUAGAUAGACCAGAUAUCAAACCUAUCUUUAAUCCAAUAAGAUAUAACAUCAGUAUACCUGAGUCAACGUUAAUCGGCACGUCCGUACUUGUACUGAAAGUUAUUAGCCCUACCCCUAGAUUAUCCUACACAAUGUUUCAUGUAAACGAUGUAGAUGAUUUAACUAAGUUCAGAAUUAACAGCGAUACAGGUGAGAUUUUCCUUGCCAACACGGUAGAUAGAGAACUGCAGGACAAAUAUGAAUUCACUGCUAUGGUUAACGAUGGCUUAAAUAAUGCAGAUAUACCGGCAUCAAUCGAAAUUCACAUUCUUGAUGUAAAUGAUAACGCCCCUUCGUUCAAUCAACCUAAUUGUUAUACUCGAUCACUACCAGAAACAGCUGCUAAUGGAACUUUUGUGGUUGACGCAUUUGCAUUUGAUAAUGACAAAGGCAAAAAUUCGGAAAUUCGUUAUUCUUUACUUUCUGGACCAUCAUGCAAUGGCUUAAGCAUCGAUCCUGUCAGCGGUAGAGUAACAACAUCAUCACUUCUUGACUAUGAAUCACAAAGAUUUCAGUAUUGUCUAGUUAAGGCAAUAGAUCUAGGGGAUAACCCACUUGCAGGGUACACUUGUUUGACCUUAUCAAUAACUGAUGUCAAUGACAAUCGUCCUGUCUUCGCAAUUAAUCAAUUUAAUGUCACUUUGCUGGAAUCAGUACCACAAGGAACGUUAGUGGCAACGUUGUAUGCAACUGAUAUAGACAACUCCCAAGUUUUUUAUAGAAUCGCAUCAGGUGACAGGUUGUCUCAGUUUGCCAUUGACCAAAACGGAAAAUUAACUGUCACUAGAAACUUAGAUUAUGAAAACAUCAGGUCCUAUGCCCUUGAAGUAGAAGCUUUAAAUUCAGGAAGUUUGUCAUCUAGUCCCAACGCAAUGGUAUACGUGACGGUACUUGAAGUCAACGAUAACAGGCCAACAUUUUCGCAGUCAUACUAUCAAAUAACAAUUUCCGAAAAUACAGCUGUAGGCGAAACAAUAACAGUCGUUUCCGCACAAGAUAACGACCAAGGAUCAUUAACAAAAUCACUUCUUUACUCGGCAUUGGAAAACACAACAGAUUUCGAGGUGGAGCCACUGACAGGUGCAAUUAAAGUUUCCCGUUCUUUAGAUUAUGAAAGAAUGAAGAAAUAUUCUCUAGUUGUGAUUGUUCAAGACAGAGGAACACCUUUCCUGACGAAUCGUGCUAUGGUUGAUAUCAUUAUUACUGAUGUAAACGAUAACAAACCUAUUUUCUCUCCGUCGCUCUACAGCAUUACUGUAUCUGAAAAGGCAUUGGUUGGUUCGUCUAUUAUUACUAUAUCAGCCACAGAUGCAGACAAAGACGAUAAUGGUAAUCUUUUGUAUCAAAUACAAUCAGUUAGCGAAGGAGCACGUGGAUUUUUCCGUAUCGAAAAUAAUGUUAUAAAGUUAGACAAAGAACUUGAUUAUGAGCAGCUAGAUCAAAGAAAAUUCCAAUUUGUGGUGAAUGUUACAGAUCCUCGCGGACAGAGUGGCGCAAACACAGCAGUUGUGAUCGUGAAUGUAGCUGAUGUAAAUGACAGAGAACCAGUGUUUGACCUCAACAUCUAUACCGUGGAGGUAAAUGAGAACAGUGCAAAUUCAGCAGCUAUAUUGAACGUACGAGCGGUAGACAGCGAUGGCACACCUGUGAACAGCGAUAUAACAUACUCAUUACCAGAUAACACAGAAGAUGCUCUAAAUUUCACAAUAUUUACAAGUAAUGGUCGAGGUCUCAUAUUUGCAAGAAAGCCGUUUGACUACGAAUCAAAGAAGAGUUACAUAUUCAGUAUUAAAGCGUCAGAUAAAGUGAGGGAAAACUUAACAGCAAUUGCAACAGUUGUCGUGAAAGUGAACGACAUGAACGAUAAUGCCCCUGUCCCUGAAAGUAACCUUAUCACAGUUAAUAUCUCUGAAGCAACCAGAGUAUUUAGUAACAUCGCAGUGGUAUUUGCAAAAGAUGCUGACACGGGAAAGAACGCAGAAUUAGAAUACACCAUACUUAAUCCUACCAAUCCAUCCACUUUCUCCAUCUCAAAUACCGGGAUUAUUAGAUUAGACAGGCAAUUAGAUUACUUCGCCCAACGCUUCUAUUCAAUGGUCGUGAAAGUAUCAGAUAAAGGGUCACCUUCACUGCAUUCAAAUGUAACUGUUCUUGUCUAUGUUCAUAGAGUUGUUCUAGCUGGUAUUCAAUUUGAAAGCAAACAUUACAAUUACUCAAUUCCAGAAAAAUCAUUAAACGGUGUAAUUGGAACAAUUCUAGCAAGAGAUACAGGUGUAUAUAACAGCCGCCAAAUAACAUAUAACAUCGCAUCCGGUGCUGGUGAUAUUGCUAAUGUAUUUUCGCUCACACAAGCCGGACUAUCUGCUAUUAUCAACCAACAAACUCGAGCUGAUUUUAACAAGAAAAAAAUAUAUAAUUUCAUGGUAAAGGCAGAAAAUGAAAGAGGCGCAUCAGACUUUGCUCAAGUUACAAUAAACAUAAUUGAUGUGAAUGAAAAACCAUAUUUUGUUGGAACAACAUCACCAGGAGUCUACGAAUUCACCAUGUCGGAAGUUGUCUCUGUUCCAUCCUAUAUUUAUGCUGUUAUAGCAAAAGACGAUGACAGCGGAUUAAACGGUGAAUUUGAGUAUCAAUUAAUCAGUAAUUUCCAAUUUGGUAACUUCUCCAUUGAUCAAUAUGGGCGCAUACAAGUGCUCCAAGACCCAGAUAGGGAAUUUACAUCUAGUUAUCAGUUCCAGGUAAUAGCAAUUGACAAAGGUAACCCACGACUACAAUCUGAUCGUGUAUCAGUUUUGAUAAGAGUUUUAGAUUACAACGACAAUCGUCCAAUAUUCUAUCCUGACGGUCCUAUUCAGAGAACAGUAUUGGAAGGUCAAAACGGUACAGAAAUUGGUGCAAUAUUUGCCAACGACACUGAUUCUGGCAUAAAUCGCAUUGUAAGAUACACUGGAAUAUAUCCUGAAGGCUAUCUUGCAGUAAACAGAGUAAAUGGAAUCGUGUCCAUUAUUAAACCGUUCGAUUACGAGCAAGGUAGCCACCACGAAUUUGUGGCAAUUGCUCAAGACUUGGGAUCACCAUACCUAAGUGCAAGAAAAAUCAUAAAAAUUGAUGUCACCAACCGCAACGACGAAAAUCCGUUCUUUGAAAUUCUUGACUACAAUAUUACUGUUUCUGAAAAAACCUUACCAGGCUCUACUGUUUUAGUUGUGGCUGCUCGCGAUAAAGACCUAGGUCCCUCUGGAAAGAUCAUUACCUACAGUAUAAGUCCAGUAGCUUUAGCUGGCAGUGGUGCAGGUGGGGCAGAUGACACGUUCGUUAUCGACAACAAUGGAUUAUUGAAACUUAAUAAGCCCCUGGAUUUUAAAACAAAAAAUUACUAUGAAUACACAAUCAAAGCUGAAGAUGGCGGUUCUCCAUCAUUAUCAACGCUACAAAAUGCCACAAUCCGCAUCUAUAUCAGUGAUGUAAGCGAACUCCAACCAACAUUUAACCAAAAUCUUUACAUUGCACAAGUUUAUGAAAACAUUUCACUGUUCACUAAUGUAGUGAGAGUUACAGCAGACAGCUUAGAACCGAAAAAAGGACCAUUUAUUUAUUCACUUGUACCCAGUAAUGACUCUUUAACAUUCACUGUUGAUGCAACCACUGGUAUGAUCAGGAAUACUAAACCUUUAGAUUACGAAAUGCAAAAACUGUACGUUUUUGAAGUUGAAGUAAAAGAUAACUACAACAGUAAAACCGGAAGGGCGUUGGUUAAGGUUUAUGUACUGGAUGUUAAUGACAACACGCCUUCUAUUACAUCUCUUAAAUUUGUGUACAAUAUCUCAGAAGGAAGUUAUCCAGGCUCCGUUGUAGCAAAACUUAGCGGGUCUGAUAAUGAUUCUGGUGAAAAUGGAAGAGUCACGUUCAGAGAAAUCGGAGGAGACGGUGUUGGGACAUUUGCGAUAGACAGUAAUGGAGUGAUCACAUUAGUUGGAAACCUAGAUGCUCGUGUCAAAACACAAUAUACAUAUGUCAUACGUGCAGAGGAUCAUGGCUCUCCAAAGCAAACACGAGAUACAACUGUUGUAUUUUACGUGCAUAAGACAAACGUACCAGUUAAUACCCCCGUAUUUAGUACUCAUUUUUAUCGCACUUGUGUUGAUGAAAAUAUAAUUCGAACCAAUCUGUUGCAAGUCAAUGCUGCAAACUCUCAUCCUAUUGCAGGAAGUUCUAUUGUUUAUUCUUUAGCAGGAAAUCAACAAGAACGGACACCCUUUACGAUAAACGAGCAAACAGGUGUAAUCGACUUAGUGCAACCAUUGGAUUAUGAAAGUAAAGCAAGUUACAACUUCUUGGUAAAUGCCAUUAAUAAUGAAGGUCGGCGAGAUAUAGCUGUUGUAAGCAUCUGUGUCAACGAUCUCAAUGACAACGUUCCAGUAUUCCCAAUAUCUCCAAUUAGUGUGAAUGUGAGUGAAAGAGAACAAGUUGGUUUCCUAGUUUACCAACUGACUGUGAAAGAUGACGAUUUAACUGAUUUCAACCAGACAAGAACUUUUAGUAUAGUCAGUGGCAACUUCCCACGUAAAUUUGCAAUUGAUAAUACAGGCAAAAUUACUCUGGCUGAUACAAUUGAUUUUGAAACAAUACGAACACCAGUGUUUAACUUACGCAUACGUCUGCAGGAGGGAAAUGACAUUGUAGAGACAACAGUGACGGUUAGAAUAACAGAUUGGAACGACAACCAUCCCAGAUUUAACACAAUUAACGGCAUGUACGUUUUUAAUAUCAGCGAAUCUAAACCAGUCGGAGAGAUCAUAGAAAUAUUGACAGCUUUGGACAACGAUAAAACUUCACCAAAUAGUGAAAUUACGUACACCUUAUUAACAACGGAAACAGAUUUUGAAAUGCGACCAAACGCACUUGGACAUGGUGCUCUAUUUGUUAAAAAUCCACUAGACUAUUCCCGGCAAAAUAGAUAUGAAAUGGUGGCCAUUGCGACAGACAGAGGAUAUUUGGGUCUUAUUGGAGCUGUUUUGGUAAUCAUUAACAUAGAAGAUACAAACAAUAAUGCUCCAGUUUUUGAACCAGCUAUGUAUACCAACAGGAUAUCUGAAGCUGCGCUAGUCGGUACAACAAUAUUUAGAGUUGCAGCAACAGACCGCGAUACAGGGGUUGGUGGCCAGAUUGUCUACAAUUUAGCUGAUCCAAGUGGAACAUUUUCCAUUGACAACAAUGGCAAUGUUGUUCUUCAGAGAUCCUUGGAUUAUGAAGCAAGACAAAAUUAUAACAUUACAGUAACAGCCAGAGAUGGUGGAAAUGUGGCAUCGUCAAACAAUGCUAAUCUACGUAUUGCUGUUACCGAAGUAAACGAUAAUGAACCAAAAUUUGAUGUUUUAUAUUACUACAGAACAUACCCAGAAAACACAGCCAUAAAUACGGGGCUCUUUAGCGUUAGAGCAACAGAUGGUGAUAGGACUGGCAAUGUAAUUACAUACUCGAUAAUUAACAAUGCUGACUCAAAUCGAUUUUCAAUAAAUUCACAGAAUGGCCUUAUUACUUUGGUUGGUCAAUUAGACUAUGAAUCACAAACUAGAUAUACAUUUACUGUCAGAGCAACCGAUUCUGGAAAUCAACAAUUAAUUGGUACUGCACAUGUUGUAAUAGAUGUAUCUGAUGUAAACGACAACGUACCUGAAUUCGUAUCAGGGCAAAAUGACCACAGCAUAUCUGUACUGGAAACCACAAACAUCGGCACUCUUUUGACGGUCGUGUCAGCAAGAGACCGCGACGCUAACUUAAAUGGUCGUGUAACCUACAGCAUUUCGAACGGAAAUGAAACCGGAAAGUUUACCAUUAAUCAAAAUGGUCAAAUUCGUCUUAUUGGAAAAUUAAACGCAGCCACACAAAACAAAUACACACUUACUGUAAAUGCGAAAGACGCCGGUUCUCCGUCGCAAUCAACGGAUUCAACUGUUACAAUCACUGUCAUCCCAUUUAAUGAAAGUGUUCCACAGUUUGGCAAAAACAUUUACGAAAUAUUUGUACCCGAAAACAGGCGUGUUGGCAGUAUUCUGCUUCCAUUAGAUGUAACAAAAACAAUACCUGGAUCACCAGUCUCCGUCAGCUUUCAUUCAUCGACCGUUUUCCCUGAGUUUUCCUUAAACGGAUUUAACUUGACUUUGGCACAAUCUUUGGAUUUUGAAAGACAAAACAAAUAUAGCUUGAUAGUUGUAGCUACUGACGGCGAGAAUGAUAAAGCUUUGACACAAAUCAUUGUAAAUGUACAAAACAUAAAUGAAGAUCCUCCCGUGUUUGACAGAGCAAUCUACACAAAAACCAUAUCUGAACUAGCAUUUAUCGGCCAUUCUGUUUUGACACUAACAGCAACAGAUAAAGAUGGAGACAACAUGUUCUAUAAUAUCAUAACUCCUGUUCCUGAUAACGCCUUCAGGUUGCAAGGCAAUGUUGUAUUAGUUAACAAAAAACUCAACGUCGGAACGUAUCAAUUUAAUGUAUCUGUUGCUGAUUCAACUUCAAGGGGAAGUCAGGCAACUGUGAUUAUCGAAGUGAUACCAGAAAAUGCAGCUAAAUUUACGAAUGCAACCUACGUGGUUACAGUUUAUGAAGAUCAUCCAGUAAAUCAAAUCAUCAUCUCAACUUCUGCUGGACCAACAAAUAUUGGCUACGUCUACACAAUUGAAUCCUCGGACGCUAGAAGAAAUUUUGUUAUUAAUAGCAUAGGUCAAAUAUCACUUAUUAAUCCAUUGAACUACGAAGAAAGAAAGCAAUAUAUAUUCCCAAUUAAAGCAACCGUAUCCACUCCAGUACCAUCUUCUAGUGCUGCAUCUGUGGUUGUCAAUGUAUUAAAUAGAAACGAUGUAGCCCCAACCUUUGUAAAUUCACCAUACAACGUUAAUGUUUCUGAAGCUCAUCUUGUUGGAUCAUCUGUUCUAAAAAUAACAGCGACAGAUGCUGACAAAAAUUCAUUGACUUAUUCAAUUGUCAGUGGCCACAACAAUCAAUUUAUGAUUCAGAAUGAUGGAAGUAUCAUCCUUAUGGGAAGUCUAAAUUACGACUUACGUGACAAGUAUGCGUUGAACGUCAGUGUGAGUGACGGAAUAUUUACCACCUACACAACUGCUAACAUUAAUGUUAUUCCGGCUACUAAACUUCCACCGAAAUUUAACCAGACCAUAUACGUUACCUCGGUUUUAGAAAAUGUAUCGCCAGGUUCUGAAAUACUACGCGUCUAUACCAACAAUGUUAUACCACCAUCGGUAUACCAAAUUAACGAGCAAUCUGGAAAUAAUUUUUUCACCAUUGAUGCAACAGGAAUUAUUAGAACAAGGCAACAGUUAAAUUAUGAAGCCAACAAGCAACAUAUAUUCACAUUAGAAGUGCAAGACAAACGCAAUUCUGGGUACGCCACUGUUGUGGUAAACGUACUGAAUGUUAACGACAUGUGUCCAACAAUUACACCUGCAGUGCAAACAGUACAGAUAACGGAACCAGUUGUUGCGGAUACCAUUGUUGCAGCUGUUCAAACAGGUGAUAUUGACAGCAGUAAUUUAACACUGACAUUAACAGGAGGAAAUGGUUUGUUUAAAAUCGAUCAGUAUGGUGGCAUUAAAACAACUGGUUUUCUUGAUAUUGCUACGUCAACAACCUACGCUUUAACUAUUACAGUUUCUGAUUCAGUCUGUCCUCGCACGGCUCGAGUUAACGUCCAAGUUAAUCCAUUGGCACCAUGUCCUGACUGUGACUCUUAUAAUUUCUUGCAGACUAUAUAUGAGAGAUCAAUUUAUGAAAACACAGUCCCAACUAAUCCAAUACUAUCUGUUGCGACGGGGCAACAUUCAUCUACCACGUAUUCUAUCGCCGACACCCAAGCGUUGCAAUAUGUCACGAUAAAUAAUGUUACAGGACAAAUCAGCGUUAUUCGUCCUUUUGAUUACGAGACCAUUAAAAGAAUUGAAUUUGACGUGAUGGCAAGUGGAAGAACAUCUCAAAACCGAAAUCCUCUCGAGGUAAUAACGACAAAAGCAAGAGUAAGAAUUACGGUACUUGACCUCGAUGAUAAUUGUCCAGUGUUUAGCGUACCACAAAAUACCGAAGUAUCAGUCAGCUCUCCACUACAACCAAACACAUUCGUGGCUCGAGUAGACAUAACCGAUAGAGAUAGUUUCCAAAACCAUACCUUUACAGUUAAUAACCCACUGUUUUUCAUUGACAGCACAGGCUCUAUAGCGUCAAAUGCUUUGAUCCAAUCGCUUACAGAACAGUCAUAUAAUUUGACUAUUAUAGUCAGCGACAGUAACUGCGCAGUAACUAAGUACUUACUUAUAAGAGUGACAGUAUGUCCAGAACCGAUGACUUACAUGUUUACAUCUAACGGAAUAUACACAAAAGAUGUGAGAGAGGAUCAAAACACAGUUGAUACACUGUUAACAGUAGCCAUUCAAGGACAAUAUCCAAGAAGAUUUGCAAUUGUGGAGCAAGAAGCACGAAAUCAGUUUAUUAUUGACCCAAAUACAGGUGCCAUAAGAUUACGUCAAAAUUUGGAUUAUGAAGCUGCGAAAAAUCAUAGAUUUACCGUGCGCGCAGACAUCAAUGGAAUAUUCCAAUCGUACGCAACGGUGAUUAUUAAUGUCUUGAAUACCAAUGAUGUUUGUCCAGUCUUCUCUCAAUCGUCAUAUAAUAACGACUAUACUGGAACUCCUGCUAUUGAAACAAUAGUUGCCAUGCUAACAGCUUCGGAUGCUGAUAAAACACCCUUAAUUUACACGAUAACAUCUGGAAACAACGAAGGUUACUUUGCUAUUAAUAACAACGGUGUUGUCACUGUCAACAAAAAAUUUCCAUUAUCAUUCAAUCGAAAUUUUCCAUUGGGUAUUAACGCAUUCGAUGGGAUUUGCGGGGCAACAACCACGUUAAAUGUCAGAGUAACAUCAUGCGCAAAUCCGACAGAUUACCAAUUUACACAAUCCAAAUAUGUAUAUAACUUGUACGAAAAUCGUACACUAGGAGCAUUUGGAAUUAUAGAUGUGAAAAGUGGCAGAUCAGUGCAAUAUUUGAUGCCUCAAAUAUCACAUUUCUCUUUAGAUAGCGUCACAGGUGCUUUAAGUCUUGUCAGAGCACUCGAUUUUGAAAGACAGCAGAAGUAUACUUUUGAUGUAACAGCUAAUUUUUCGGAUGGUGUUGUUACAACCGUUCCGGUAGAAGUAAACGUACUAGAUGUCAACGACGUUUGUCCAAAAUUCUCGAGUCAACGCUAUGCAGUUCAACAUACUGAGCCUUUAUUUAACGGUCUCAUAGUUGCAUAUCCGGAGGUAAAUGAUGCAGACAAAACUGGCACCAUUACUUACUCCAUUGUUUCUGGGGACAGCAGGUUUAGUAUAAACAACAAAGGUCAAGUUUACGUAAAUUCAAAGUUAGAGACCGUCACAGAUUUACUAUCCACCACAUAUUCGAUAACAGUUGAAGUAAGCGAUGGAAAAUGUUCAGAUAGAGCCGAUAUUGACGUAGGGGUAAACAAGAUAGUCGUAGGAAGUUAUCUAUUCCCCGAACCAUUCUAUCAGUUCUCUAUUAGUGAAAAUAGAGCUGUUCCAUGGAUAAUUGAUAGGUUUAUAAACUUCGGUGGUCACAAAGCGAACUAUUCGAUUGUUGGAACAAGCGAUCACUUUAUAAUUAACAGAACAUCGGCUGUUUUGACCAUGGUAAAACCUUUGGAUUAUGAAAUUGCUAAGCGACAUUACGUACGAAUCUCCGCAGCUUUUGGGGGAGGAAUAGAAACUUAUGCCACAGUGGCCGUACAUGUACUUGAUGAAAACGACAAUGCACCCAGAGUUUACAUGCAACCACCAAUUGCCCGUCUCACUACUAACUUCCCACAAAACUCCCUGAUAACUACAGUUGUAGUUGAAGAUGUUGAUACCGAGCAAGCUUUCACCUACAACAUCAUUAGUGGAAAUGAUAAAGGUUUGUUCAGAGUUGAAAGCAGUGGGUUGAUCAAAACUACCAGAUGCUUGACUGCUUCUGAUGUCGGAAAUCACAAACCAUUUAUAAGAGUGGACGACGGUGUUAAUGCUAAGCAAGAUGUCCCAGUCAAUAUACUAAUAUACUCGGUGGAAGAUGCAUCGUAUGAUGGUUCUUGUGGCAUUACUGGCUGUCCUAAAAAUUGCGGAGAUCCUAUGUUAUACAUGUUUUCCGCUGGAAUAUACAAUGCAACAGUUCAGGAAAACUCGGCCAUUGGUACAGACAUUGGCAGUGUAUCUUUAAGUGGCGGAUUUGGUAACGCCACAUAUCGCGCUUUCGGUAGUGGCUCGGAAUAUGUUAACGUUGACUUGAAUGGUAAACUAACCUUGGCGAGAACGUUAGAUUUUGAAACAAAGCGAACACACCAAUUCACAAUUGAAGCAAGGAUUCCAGCAUAUUGUGGCGACAUCAUAAGAUCUACAGCAGCUUAUGUCAUAAAUGUUGGCAAUGUUGAUGAUUCAGCACCAGUAAUCGUUUCUGAACCAGCCACAAUAAGAGUAUCGGAAUUAAGUCAAAUUGGUCAUAUCAUUGGAUGCUUGAAAGCACGUGAUCCUGAUAAUUUGGAUGCUAAACUUAUAUACACUUUAACUAGCCCAAACAAUACAAACGCUUUUACAAUUGAUCAAAAUGGAGAAAUAAAGGUAAACGAAAACUUAAACGCUGGAUUAGGCCAAUCCUUUGUUUUAAAUUACGAGGUAUCAGAUGGUACUCAAUCAACUAAUGGAAGCUUCAACGUCUUUGUUAUCGAUUCUAACGAUAAAGUUCCAAAGUUUACAUCAAAUGUGUAUUCUGGUAGUGUGGAUGAAAAUUCGGUGACAGGCACCACUAUAUUGACUGUAACAGCAAGUGAUAACGACACAUCAUCAGAUAAUAACAAAAUCACAUAUGCCAUUGAAAGUAGCCAACCAAGUGGAUUAUUUGUUAUUAAUCCAUCCUCUGGCGUCAUCACCUUAAAUGGAGCUGUGGACUACGAAACUCAACAAAGACACGAUGUAAUCGUAUCUGCAACUGAUAAUGGUGGUUUCAAGAGUAUUGCUGUUAUAAGAAUUAGGGUUAAUGACAUAAACGACAAUUCCCCAACUAUAAUUUCACCAACAGUCUCAAAUCCAGGAGUUACUCUUCACGAGUUUACUGCAGUUGGCACACCUGUUUUCAGGAUAUUAGCUACAGAUCUGGACACAAGCGAUGUAAUAACAUACAAAAUUGUUGGAGGAAGCGAUUACUUCAAUAUAGAUCAGAAUACAGGUAUCAUUACCAUCAAGAAUAACCUUUACAGUUCUAGCGAGAACCAGUAUAUAUUAAACUUAGUAGCUGAAGAUACGGCAGGUAACUCUCAACAAAGACAAUUGUCACUAAAAGUGAAAAGAACAAGUGCUAAUGAAUUUGGAUGUGGUAGCUUCAUAACAAGUGGAAGCGGCACUACAGGAAGUGGAUCCGGAAACAACAUCAGAUUACCUGAAAAUACGCCAGUAGACACUGUUAUUGCUGUUAUCUCAUCAGGUAUCGGAAGUGGUCUGACCAAUUCCAUUGUUUACUCAUUAGACAACAGAUCAAAAAGCCUUUUCAGAAUAUCUGACAAUGGAAACAUCACUUUAAUAGCACCUUUGAACUACGAAAUGGGAAGAUAUCACGUUUUAGAAAUUACUGCUGACGACAAGUUAAGAAAUAUAUCGACAAGAUACAACUUCUAUGUUGAUGUUUUGGAUGUCAACGAAUUUGAACCUGAGUUUACGGCCUCGGUCAUUCGUAUAUCGGAACUGGUACCAAAUGGCACCUACGCUGGAAAAAUCACAGCAACUGACGGGGAUACAAGCGACGUAAUGACUUACUAUAUCAAUGGUGGGGAUGUUAACGCUUUCGUGAUCAACCGAAAGACUGGUGUACUGACGACAAAUACAAACUUUGAUGUGAGUCGGCAAUCAACCUAUAGAGUAGAAGUGUGUGCGAAUGACGGCUCGAAGGUUAACUGCAAAAAUGUCACCGUCAACAUUGACAACGCUAACAACAACGCACCAGUUUUUACAAAUGGCAUUAAUUUAACUGCUAUCUUGCCUUCCAAUAACACGGUAAACGACACUGUUCUUCAAUUAGUUGUGAAUGAUGCCGACGGAGAUCGUUUGGUAUACAGUCUUGACUUCAACGGACAAGAUUUCGACAGUCUUUUUGGUAUUAAUACAAAUACAGGAGAGGUUUAUGUGAAGACACAGUUAAUGUCUGGUCGAUAUGUUUUCUAUGUGUGUGCAGAAGAUGGUGUAUACAAAACAUGUGCUCCAGCCAUUGUCACAGUUGCAAGUACCACUACAACAAAACCAGUAUUUAAUCCUGAGUCUUACUAUGCUGUCCUAGAUGUAAAUACACCUUCUAAUACUUCUUUAAUAAGAGUUCGAGCAACAGAUCCUACUUCCCCAUACUUAAAAUACGACAUCGUGCCUGGGAUAAAGUCAGAUCUCUUCUCUAUCGUCGGAGACACUAUUAAACUUUUGAAUCCAAAUGACUUGGUCGCUGGAGAAACCAUUUAUUUAAAGGUAACAGCAACUAACGAUCAAACUAUGAACAUGGCUAAUACAACUGUUGUCGUUGUUGUCACAGACGCACAAAAAACGGCUAAUUUGAGUUACAUCGCGGAAGUCAUUGGCACGACAAUGAUUGUAAACUUCUCGCUUGCCACCUUUGAUCAAAGCCUUGUUUCAUACUAUUACAUCAUUGGACAAGAGCUACCUUCGGACAACAGCAUAAAUAUUAAUUUAACAACUCAAUUAUCACCUGUCAGUUGGUUUUAUGCCAACCGAUUGUACCAAUAUCGACGGUAUUAUGUAGCGAGAAUUAAUCAAUCCACCCUGACUGGAGCAAGACAGCGAAGAAGUGUGAACGUUGUGAAGACGAACUCUUUCACUUACAGAGUUGGUGUGGAAGAAGGUUGUAAUCAACGUACUGGUGUAUUGGACAUUUGCAAUGGUGCACUUAAACCAGGCACCUUUUACAGGUUUUCCGUGGAAGCACAUUACAACACGGGAACGGUGGUCGACAUUCCAGUAAUUCAGCGAGCAACUACGGAAAAGAAAACAGAUACACAAUUGACGCGAACAGCAACAGAUGGCUACAGCGUUGUUGAUUCGUACGUAAUCACAUUCUGGAUUGUUGGCUUGGUUAUAUUAGGAACAUUGUUUUGGCUGGCUGUUCUUGCAAUAGCUAUCUUGUUGUGCUAUAAACGUCGAUACAGAGUAGAUGCAGCAUACGGAUACAGUGUGGGUGUAAGAGAUCAAGUUGACGCCCCACCAAGAAUCACUGAUACAAAUUUCUACAGCAUUGCUCAAAAAGAAACCUAUACCGAUAAAGACACAGUAAAAGUCAAAACCGUUAAUGAUUUUAACCCGACAAUAAUAGAGACACAAACACACAGUAUGGUUAUCCUGGACUCACCAGAACAAACCCCUGAGCCACAACGAAAGGAAUACGAAACUAGAUCCGCAAGUAUUAAAUUUAUCGAGGAGCAGCCUGAAUGGGAAAGCAUGGAUAUUCAACUAACUAUUGACCCAUCAGGAAAGCAUGAACCUAUCAUCACGAGAAAAGAACAUACCGAGGACGUCAGUGGCAGUCCUAAAGAUUCUGAUGACUCGUCAUCGUUAGGCAAACCUGCCGAGACCACCCAGUAUGAUCAACCGGAUUACGUCACAUAUCAUAAAGUUGUUGACGAUGAUGACUCUGAUGACGAUCUCAAAACACGGCAGACAAUAACAACCACUACAACAACCACAACUUAUCACACCUACGAAGGAGAAGCUGAAACAGCCCCUGAACAAGUGCGCGUGUUAGUGGAAGACGAUAAUGCACCCGCAGACGAUACGUUGACAAGACUUUAAAAAUAUGAAAAAAUUCAAAAACAAUCCUAAUAUUUUCUAAUUUUUUAAAUUUUUUUUGUAUUGCACUUUUUUUGUACUAUGUUACUUCAAGCUGAAAAAAAACUUAAAAAAAUAUUUGCUUGACUUAAACUUUUUUAUUCUACUAAAUAUAUUCUUUGUAAACUAGAAAUGCACAUUCUUUUGUAAACUAAAAGUUAAAUAUAAUAUUUCAUUGUA